CCCACUACCCACGAAAGGUUUCAUGACGUCUCUGCCUUUUAAUAGGUGAAGAGGCGCAAUACAGUACGAGUGAUCUCCACAAGAGGCCUUGCCACUGAGCAUCGUGUCAAUGCGGUUUGCUCUUCUUCUCCGGCGAAGGCGUCUCCAGUUCCCCAUGCCGUUCAACUCUACUAGAACGAACCCGUCGAACUACUUAGCAGCCCGAAUUACACCUCAGAAACGCUCAGCAAGCCAGGCUGUAUUGCCCAGGAAAGACGAUUCAAGAGACUAUAAACACGUUCGAACUGCCACACAAGACCUGCCAGACGAUAUGCCUGGUCCUUCGGCGAGAGAUAAGGCUCCAAGAGGCCCCAUACGGGGUGGCCGAGGUGGGCGUUUAAAGGCGGACACAUACCGACCAGCGUCCGGUUACAGUCGUUCCGGCCACCCAAUGAAGAGUGUGGGCGGUGAAUCGAGAGGAUUCUCGAGCAAGGCUAUUUUCUCUGAACCAUUCAUGGACGAAGCUUACAUCAAGCAGAAGUAUGCGGAUGUCGAUAUAGGAAACGUCAAGGGAUCGAAGCUUAGUGCAGAUUGGCAGAGGAAUCCGAAAUCUGCGUUGUUCAACUUCAUGCAAACGCAACUUGGCCGAACUGCCGAACUCGAUGUUGAGGACGGAACCAUGGAUGGGGCGAGGAUGGCAAGAGUUAAAGUAAAUGUGGUCGAUGAUGUGGUUGGUGUGGGCGACGCAGGUACCAAGAGACAUGCGGAAAAAGCAGCUUGUCUGUCAGCUUGCUAUGAGAUAAUAUCAAGGGGAAUGCACAUAAGAGAGAAAGCGAAGGAGAAGGAGAACGCGCCUCCAGUAGAAACGCCUACACAAGUUUCUUUAUCCGAUGGAUCUCAAGUCACCUACGAAAUGGCCAGACAGUUCAUGGACUAUUAUUGUCGGAAAUAUCGUUUCAAACAGCCAUUCAUUGAGCUCGAAGAGAUGAAAGGUAGAAAAGGAAGUUGGGAGGCUGUCAUGACGGUCGGAGGACGUCGGAUUGGAAUGGCUGGCGGAAAGUCCAAGAAAGAUGCUUCUAAAGCUUGUUACUUGGAUGUUGUCACCUACCUGGAGGAUUGCGACCCGGCUCUUUGGAGGGAGUUCGUUGCGAAGGCGAAGACGGGCAAGGACUUGGGGUUUGCUUCCAAGGUAUAUAUGCAGAUGUCGGAGCGCCUGGAGGAUGACAUCCGCGAUCUCAACUGGUUGAUGAAGAGGAGCAUGCUAUUUCGCAAUGCACCAGAAGCGGCGGCUGCAGCACAGGCUGCAUAUGUCGCUAAAUCGCCAUUAUCGAGCAGUGGUUAUCAAAAUAAAACCCUGGAGGCAAAAUCCGCAAAACUGUUACGUCGUAGAAAGGCUUAUCUCUCGGACCCUUCUCACGAGAAGAUACGCCAAACGCGCCAGAAUCUUCCUGUGUAUUCGAAGGCAGAAGAUGCACUGAGGCAGAUUGAGGAAAAUGAAGUGAUUAUCCUCAUGGCUGCAACUGGUUCGGGAAAGACGACGCAGAUCCCGCAGCUAAUCCUCGAUUCGUAUAUUGACAGACAGGAAGGAUCUAGAUGCAAUAUAUUUUGCACUCAGCCACGGCGAUUGGCUGCCAUCAGUGUGGCACAACGUGUUGCCAAAGAACGCGGAGAACAAGUCGGAGAAGGAGGUUCAAUUGGGUAUCAGGUCCGCUUCGAGUCGUCUCUACCCGAUGAGAAUGGCUCCGUGACGUACUGUACCAUCGGAGUGUUUCUGAGGCGUAUGCAAACAGCCCUGCAGCGUGGUCAUGACAGGGUUCUCGAUAACGUCACACACAUUGUGGUAGACGAGGUUCACGAACGCGACAUUGAUACGGAUCUUUUGUUGGUCGUUCUAAAGCGAUUAAUUGAGCAUAGGAGGACGAAGGGCAACCCGCUCAAAGUCAUUCUUAUGAGUGCCACAGUCGAUGCCACUUUAUUCCGAAACUACUUCUCAGAUGCAAAUGGCACACCUGCGAGAGUCGUCGAGAUACCAGGCCGUUCCUUCCCCGUGCAGAAGCAUUUUCUUGACGAAUUCCUGCCGUCGAUGAUUCAGGAGUACAGAAAUUGUCGAUGGGUGUUCACAGACGAGAAGGUAGUAAAGUAUAUCUACAAAGAACUUCCUGACGCUGCCCGUCUUCUUCCCGAAUCACCAGCGCUGAGACAGGUCUUCGGAAAGGAACAACGAGAAGAAGAGCUCGAAAUACCUUACGCUUUAGUGGGUUUGACAAUUUCGCACGUCCUCAAGAACUCGGACUCGGGGCAUGUUCUCGUAUUCCUACCGGGCUGGGAAGAAAUACAGAGCGUGCAGAAAUUGCUGACUACUGGAGAAUCUUCUCGACUUUUCGGACUUGAUUUCGGCGACCCUUCAAAGUUUUCCUUACAUGUUCUACACUCAAGCAUUCCUCUGGCCGAGCAGCAAGUGAUUUUCGAUCCGCCUCCUGAGGGCGUCCGUCGCAUCAUCCUCUCCACUAACAUCGCCGAAACGUCUGUAACGAUUCCCGACGUCGUAUAUGUUGUGGACACAGCUAAGAUUAAAGAAAACCGAUAUGAUCCCGAAAGACACAUCUCAUCGCUGGUUUCGGCCUGGGUGGGAAAAUCGAAUCUCAAUCAACGCGCUGGGCGGGCUGGUCGCCACAGACCUGGGGAAUACUAUGGUAUUCUUAGCCAGUCACGAGCCGAUGCUCUGCACCCACACCAAACUGUUGAAAUGAAACGGAUGGAUUUGACCAAUGUUGUCAUGCAUGUGAAAGCCUUGGAUUUCCCUGGUAUGGAAGCAGAGGAGGUCCUGGCAAGGACGAUCGAGCCGCCUUCGGUCGAACGCGUCACCGCAGCCAUGGAGAGCUUAAAGAUCGUUGGCGCCCUGGAUGAAGGGAAAAAGUUAACUUCUCUCGGUCGUCUCCUGCUUCAACUUCCUAUUGAAGUACAGCUCGGUCGUCUUGUGCUUCUUGGCAGCUUCUUCAAGUGCCUUGAUCCAGCCCUCACUUUAGCUGCAAUUUUUUCUAGUCGCGAUCCGUUCCUUUCUCCACCUACAAUGAGAAAAGAAGCGCAAGCCGUGAAGAAUUCAUGGUGCCCUGAAGACUUCCGAUCGGAUGCCAUCGCGAGUUUGAGGGCGUUCGAUGCUUGGUAUGAGUUUGAGAGGCGAGGUGACAUUCGAGGUGGCGCACAGUUUUGCAGUGACAACUUCCUGUCGAAGCCAACUCUGAUGUUGGCUGUCAAAGUGAAGGAUCAUUUACUCAGUUCCCUGGCUCAGACUGGUAUUUUGGAUAUUUCUAAUCUUUCAACCGCCAGUAUUGGCGAUGGCCACAGUAGACGUUCGGCUCGAUCACUCUCAGUACCUCCCGAACUCAACGUUAACGGAGAUUCACUACCCCUGUUAGCUGCAUUAAUUGCAAUUGCCAGCCAACCGAAAUUCGCAAUCAGGGCGGGUCCAAUGACCUACCGGACUGCGAGGGAGAAAACAGUUGUCAUGCAUGCUUCAAGCGUUAACCAUCGGAAGCGUGUUAUGGACGAAAGUCCUGUCGCUCCCAGGGAGAAGCAACUGUUUGCCUACUCCGAAAAACGACAGAAUUUGUCUAUGCCUGGUCAGCCUCCCGGACAGAUGUCUCUGGUCGGAACUACGCGCCUGGACCCUAUGACUUACGUGCUGUUCGGUGCAUACAACAUCGAAGCGUCUGAUUAUGGCCUGGAAUGCGAUGAAUGGCUACCGGUCAUAGGACCUUUCGAUGCAUUGGAUGAUGUACGAAGGUUGAAGCGUCUAAUGGAGGACUGCAUGCUCCGUGUGUUCGAAGGUAUCAACAAUAGAAAUUGGCGAGGUGCCCGGCAGAGUAAACAGCCACUGCAGUCCUCAGGCAAAUAUAUUCCUCCAGCGUUGCGCCAAAACCGAGACAACGACGAAGAUGAGUCUGGCGAUGAGGAAGAGGACUCUGUUGGGAUGUCUCAUGGUCCACUCUCGGACAUGGAGAUGAGGGAACUAAGUCGAUUCACUCAGGUGAUUGUCAACAUUUUGGAUAGAUACGCGGAGGAGCAGCGGGAGAGUCAGUCUCGUCGUAAUUCUCGCCCUGCUACACCGACGCUCACGCCUUCGAUGUCCUCAAGGCCUCUGCCAGGGUCUGGCUGGCGAUCAGGCGCAUCAACUCCGCUCAGAUACGACUCCCGUCCUGGCACCCCGAGUAGGCUCAGCGCGAAGGGGGGUUGGUAAAUUGCCAUCAUUCUACAUUUACAUACUCCCCACUCUUUUCUGCUCUUCUGCUGCUGCAGUCGCAGCAUUUUAUAAUUACUGGUACUUGUAGAAGUAGACGAUCAAUCGUGUUUACGUAAUAUGCAUUCUUGAGUCUAAU
Fomitiporia mediterranea MF3/22 is the source of this 4355-nucleotide messenger RNA. Its product is annotated as P-loop containing nucleoside triphosphate hydrolase protein. The transcript has 5 exons. Gene Ontology annotation, cellular component: intracellular anatomical structure. The record is from RefSeq and is a predicted model, not a curated record. NCBI's taxonomy places the organism in Eukaryota, Fungi, Basidiomycota, Agaricomycetes, Hymenochaetales, Hymenochaetaceae. Gene Ontology annotation, molecular function: RNA binding; ATP binding. The coding region runs from base 155 to 4216 and encodes 1353 amino acids.